Molecule: messenger RNA, 456 nt
Organism: Encephalitozoon intestinalis ATCC 50506
Lineage: Eukaryota; Fungi; Microsporidia; Unikaryonidae
Exons: 1
Coding region: 1-456 (151 amino acids)
Cellular component (GO): signal peptidase complex; membrane
Source: RefSeq, a predicted model, not a curated record
AUGAAAACAGCAGGUAAGAGACUCAGCGCAUUGGUAUCGUUUACAUUCAACCCCACAGUCAUUCUUCUUUUGUCUGUGUUUCUAUUUUCGUUCUUUGUAACGAAGGCGCCGCCUGUGUCUGACCUGCGAAUAAGAGAGUACAAGGCCUAUGGAAGAACACAGGUGGUUCUUUUUGAGCCGAGCAUCGACCUCUCGAGCCAAUUUCACUUCAACCUCAAGCAGGUAUUUGUGUAUGUAAGAGCCAUUUAUGGAGGGAGAACAGACAAGUCGGAGAUAAUCUGGAGUAGAAUUGUUGGGUGGAACGAUCCCCAGAAGCUUAGGGGGGUGUUUAGAAGCACAUACGACAUAGCUGGGGAUCUUUCCGACAAGCCCUGCUUCGAGCUUCGGGGAUGCUACUUCCCUCGUGUUGGAUGGGUCAAGGAUAUUCUCUUCUGCAAGACAGCUGUCGAGAUCUAA